UAAUAAACUGGGCUUUUAAGGCCCAAGUCUGUUUAAUUCGUAAAUCACGUGACUCACGUGAUUGUCUUCUUCUUCUUUCUUUAAAUAAUAAACCCCUAAAGUUCUCAGAAUCUUCUCUUCAGCCGCCGAUUGUGUUUCUCCUCCUCUCUACGAUCAUGGUGGGGUUUAAGAACAGGUUCAUGUUGAUGGAGGUUUAUCUCGACCCAGACAAGGAUCUCUUAGGAGAAGGAACUCCUGUUAUCCUCACGAAACUCAACCUCUCGGAAGCGAUCAAAGACAGCAUCCUCGUCAAUUUCGGCGAGUGCGGUCUCGCCUCUUGUCUCGGAUCCUUCCACGUCGCGUAUGUGAACCCGGUCACGAAGCUGUGCAUUGUAAGAUCGUCGAGAGAUGAACACAGGCGAGUUUGGUCGGCGAUGACGCUGGUCAGAAGCGUCGGGAACUGCCCCGUGGUGUUUAACUUGCUCGAUAUCAGCGGUUGCAUCAGAGCGUGUCGAGACGCGGCCUUGAAGUGCGAGACGGACAAGUUUAAUCAGUCUGGUAAAGGAUUGUCCGAAGAGGAGAUUCGAGAGAUGAAUAGGUGUUUAGAUAAGCUCAAACUGUUGUAAUAACUCGACUUUUUCGAAUUUGACCCCUAAGUUUUCAAAAUGUGCAAUCAUUCCCUUGUCUUAUAUACUGUUGCGA
Messenger RNA from Brassica oleracea var. oleracea, 681 nucleotides. Its product is annotated as probable ribonuclease P/MRP protein subunit POP5. Gene Ontology annotation, molecular function: ribonuclease P RNA binding. The coding region runs from base 156 to 605 and encodes 149 amino acids. The transcript has a single exon. The record is from RefSeq and is a predicted model, not a curated record. Lineage: Eukaryota; Viridiplantae; Streptophyta; Magnoliopsida; Brassicales; Brassicaceae. Gene Ontology annotation, cellular component: ribonuclease P complex. Gene Ontology annotation, biological process: tRNA 5'-leader removal.